CGGAGGCUGAACUUGAUGAACAGCAUUUCCCUGCACAGCAGCCCAAGCAGCAGCAGAUGUCCUGGGUUCUUUGCCAGGCCUCAGCCCAUUCUGCUGCCUGAACUUCCGAGUGAGCACUGAAUGCCAGAGGGCAGGCCUCGGUUGGGCGGCAGAGCCCAAGGGUGGUGCCGUACCCAGCACGCAGCCUAUGUCCUGCAGAGCCUGCCCUUCAAACUGCAGCAGUUGUGUCCAUGGGCUCAGCUGAUCAUCGACUGAACUUAGCAGAGAUCCUUUCACAGAACUAUGGUGUACGGGAAGAAAGGGAGGAGGAAGAUGAUACUCAGGAGAAGCAGAAAUCUUUAGAAGAGCUGGAGAAGAGCUUCAGUGCCCCUCAGCUGGUGUUGUGCUCGGUGAUUGUUCCCUUCCUGAUGAAGCUUUGUCCUCCUCUCGCUCAGAGCAGUGAAAUGCCAUUUGAGGAGCUGCUUGCACUUUAUGGCUAUGAGGCAUCUGAUCCCAUCUCGGAGCAGGACAGCGAGAGCAAUGAUAUUACUCCAAAUCUCCCAGAUAUGACUCUGGAUAAGGAACAAAUAGCGAAGGAUUUGCUUUCAGGGGAAGAAGAGGAGGAGACACAGUCUUCAGCUGACGACCUGACGCCAUCCGUCACAUCGCACGAUGCAUCGGACCUAUUCCCAAACCAGCCUGGCUCAAACAACUUCCUUGCUGAUGAAGACAAAGAGCCCUGUUCAUCUCCGUGUGCUUCCUCCAUGGCUGAGGAUUCGGAGGAGGAUUCCAUCCCAUCCAAUGAGUGUAAGAAGGAGAUCAUGGUUGGACCUCAGUACCAAGCCACUGUUCCCAUCCUCCACUUGAACAGGCAUGGGGAAAAAGUGCUUUUUCUGUUAGCCUAUGAGAAUGAAGAUCAGCUGCUUUGGGACCCAAACAUCCUCCCCGAGAGAGAGGUGGAGGAGUUCCUGUACCGCGCGGUGAAGCGGCAGUGGGACGAGCUGUCCAGCAGCAGCCUGCCAGAAGGAGAGAUGGUGAAGGACAACGAGCAGGCUUUGUACGAGCUGGUUAAAUGCAACUUCAAUGCAGAAGAGGCACUGCGGAGGCUACGGUUCAACGUGAAGGUCAUCAGAGAUGAGCUUUGUGCCUGGAGCGAGGAAGAAUGUAGGAAUUUUGAGCAUGGCUUCAGGGUCCAUGGGAAAAACUUCCACCUUAUCCAGGCAAACAAGGUCCGUACCCGGUCAGUGGGCGAGUGCGUGGAAUAUUACUACAUGUGGAAGAAGUCGGAGCGUUACGACUACUUCACUCAGCAGACACGUUUAGGAAGGAAGAAGUACGUCCUCCACCCUGGAGCCACGGAUUACACCGACAAUGACUUGGAUGGGGGUGAAGUUGAAAACUCCACUCGUCCUCGGAGCUCCCCUCCCAUUCCCUCUGGAACUGGCUGCCUGGAUUCCCACUUCAGUCAAGACCAGAUAGCAAUAGAGAGCACAGAGCCCCUGAGCGUGGAGAGCACUGCCUGCAGCCUGGGCAGCAUGAGCGAGUCGGGGCAGGGCUACGAGUGCAGCACUCCUUCGGAGACCAACUGCUCCUUCGACCCCCAGGAAGAGCCAUCCUCAGGCACCCCCUCGGCUCCCUGCCCUCGCCACCCCACCGCCAGCACCGAGCCGCGGCUCUUCCCUCUGCCCCCGGCGGCCCCGGCACAGGCGGAGAAGCAGGAGCCCUUGCAGAGCUCUGGUGGGACGCUAAGCAUGGACUUCCCUCUCCCUGCAGACAUUAAGGAGGCUUUGCCUUUAAUCGCUGGCCCUGUGGAUUUGGACAGAGAGCCAGAGGUGGCCCCUGCGCAAGUGUCCUUAUCGGUCACAGAGUUUGGCCUCAUCGGCAUCGGAGAUGUAAAUAGUUUCCUGAGUGCUCACCAGGCUUGUCCAGCUCCUGUGGCUCGGUCGGAGCCUUUGUCACAGUGAAAGGCUCCGCUCAUGGACUUGUCCCAGACCCAGCAAGGACUUUGAGCUGAUUUGACUGAAAUCCGGGAGCUUCCGCUGCUCCCCAGGGACAGUUUGGAGCUGUUGGUCAGAACCCGCCUUUCCAUCCUCCUUGAUCCAAGUGAAACCAAACACCUUUCUGCUCCAGUGUGUUCUGACACCAGCCCGCAAAGCUGGUGGCUGGCUGUGGUGAUGGGGGGGGGAGCUCGCUCACCCCCUCUUGCCUUGACCCUGUGUCACCCCAGGUAAUGCCAGGCUCGGAGAGUCCCUGCCUUGGGACAGGAGAAGUGGCCUUGGCCCCAGAGAUGCUUUGAGAGCAGGGAUGUGUCACCGGUGCCAUGGGGACCCGGGGCGCAGGAUGCAGUCUGCAGGUCCAAGAGCUUAGGACAUGCCCAGGAAGCACGUUCCAAGGGACAGGCAUGGCCAUGCCAGAGGAGGAGGAUGGAGGAGCCUUUGCCCUUCACCCACAGGUAGCGUGUUGCCGUGGAAUCAUCCUGCCCAUUCCCAUUGUGGGUCCUGGCACCCCAAUGGUGAUCUCUGCCCGCUGCUGUGUGUUCCUGCGGGUGGGAUGCAGCUGGAGGCCGGCCUCAGGUCCUGGCAAAGGGAUCCUGUGUGUGCUUAAGUCCUUCUCGCCUUCCCUUGCAGGGAAUUGUCCUGGGAGGAAAGGGAGUUUCUAGACACCCCCCCCAGAGCUAUGCCGCUUCGGUGCCCGGCAGUGAAGGACUUGAUCCUUGUGAGCCCUGCAGUGCAGGAGGGGAAAAUGCAGAUGGAAAGGUCUGGAACUUCCCAGCUCGUGCAGCCAUCCCAGCUGUGGGAGGAGGAAGAUGAGGAGGGCACCAAGUGUGGUGUCAGCAUGGAAUCCUGGGCAGGAGAGAGCAUCCCUGCCCCUAACUGCAGCACAGGGAAAGCUGUGUUCCAAGAGGAAAGUCUGUCUUUACUGCCAUUAGCAGUGCCCAGGGAGGUGACAACAGGGCUGUGCUGGAGGCUGGAGCCGCUUCGCUUCCCGGGUGUGUUCCAGGGCUUGGGUUUGCCACUGGCUUCAAUGCACGUGUUCUCCUUCCCUUUUUAUCCAUGCGGGAAUGCUGUCCGGCUGGCGCAGACCUUCCCUCCUCCAUUUGUUUUCCACAUUUGGGAAGGGGUUGAGGUUUUCUGCUCGCUUUGAUUGAGCCCUUUGAGCUGCCAUCAGUGGGUCUGGACGGUGACUAAACCCAUUAACCCGCAUCCUGUUGUCGCCAGCCCUGGGAGGUGGUGCUCAGCCCCGCGGGAGGGGGGGGAUGACAGGAUCAUACCUUGUGGCUCCUCUUCCAAGCCCCAGGCUGGUUUCAUGGGCAGGGCUUUGCUAUGAGGGGUGCUGAGCUCCAUCCAUCACCAUGUGAUAACCGGGCUCAAGGGGAAGGCAAACACGUGGAACCACCCGGCUCCGAGUCCUCUUUCCUGGCUGGAGAGGAAGCUCCUUGGAGGGAAGAGAAGCAGAGGGGAGGGCCAGACCUCGGCCUCUCCUCUCUGCCAGCCACAAACAGGCUUAGUUUUCCCCAAUCCCUUCUUUCUUUGGUUCAUUUCAAGCCCUCCCGAGGCAGGGAUCCCUUAUUUAUGUUCUUCAGUGCUGUUUACAGUCGCAUGGGCUCCUUCACCACCGGGGUCCUGCUUUUCCCACCCAUCUUCCAAAGGAGAGGAGGGCAGGAAAGGGCUGGGCCAGGGGGGAGGAAGCAGGGGUUUGGUGGGGUUUUCUUUCUCCUUUACAAAGCACAUUCACUUUGAGCCACUCCCGCUGCUGGACUCGUUCCCCCCCCAACCCCUACACUGUGAAGUGAAACUGCCUUGAAGCCCCCUCGCCGCUAUUUAUUUAAUUAAACCCCUCAUUUGAAAGUGA
Molecule: messenger RNA, 3831 nt
Organism: Pezoporus occidentalis (night parrot)
Lineage: Eukaryota; Metazoa; Chordata; Aves; Psittaciformes; Psittacidae
Gene: MIER2
Product: MIER family member 2
Exons: 14
Coding region: 231-1943 (570 amino acids)
Biological process (GO): negative regulation of transcription by RNA polymerase II
Cellular component (GO): nucleoplasm
Molecular function (GO): transcription corepressor activity; histone deacetylase binding
Source: RefSeq, a predicted model, not a curated record